AGCUGUAUUGUAUGACAUUUUCUAACCUCUACUUCAUCAACAUUAAAUUCUUAGAACAUUAAUCUAUAUUUUAAGAUUAAAUUCGAUCUAUUAGGAAUUUUCUUUCCUAGUAAAUAGCAUAUAAAAAAUCUUUUAAUUAUGUCGGAGUUGAGCGAGAGAAUUCUACAAGAAUUAAUCGAAAAGGAUUCUAUAGACACACUGGAGUUAGCUAAAAUAUUUGAACAAGAUCACCAGAAAAUUAUAGGUGCUCUGAAAAGUAUAGAAGCUCAUGGAAACCUUCUGAUAGUGGAGCCACAAACUAGAAAAUAUUUUGAGCUUACUCCAGAGGGAAAGCUUAUCGUUGAGAAGGGUAGCCAUGAAGCACUUAUUUAUAAAGCAAUACCAGAAAAUGGCAUGUUGCAAGCUGAAGUCAACAAGUUGCCCAAUUCUAAAAUAGGUUUUAGUAAAGCUUUAGCCGCAGGAUGGGUACAGUUGGAUAAAAGUACCGGACAAUCUAUUGUGAAAAGAAAAACCAAUUCUAUUGAGGAUAAUGUCCAGAAAAACUUAAUAUUAAUAGCUGACAAUAAAUUAUCAAACAUAAGUGAUAAAGAAAAGCAAGAUUAUAAAAAACGAAAACUGAUCCAAGAAGUUACCAUUAAAAGUUUCCUGUUAAAGAGAGGGACUGAAUUCAGUUUAACUUUACCAAAAUUAGAAACUGAUUUAACAGCAGACAUGAUCAAUUCGGGAAAUUGGAAAAAUUUGAAAUUCAAAGAUUACAACUUUGAAGCUCUGGGUGCUUCUCCUGAGAGUGGAUUUCUUCAUCCUCUCCUAAAAGUUAGAGCAGAAUUUAGACAAAUAUUUCUGGAAAUGGGAUUCACAGAGAUGCCCACCAAUAAUUUUGUUGAAAACUCUUUCUGGAAUUUUGAUGCCCUUUUUCAACCUCAACAGCACCCAGCUAGAGAUGCACAUGAUACCUUUUUCAUUUCAGAUCCUAAAAAUAGCACUGAGUUUCCUAGUGACUAUUUGGAAAGAGUUAAAACUGUGCAUAGUGUAGGUGGAUAUGGUUCAAUUGGAUAUCGUUAUAACUGGAAGAUUGAAGAGGCACAAAAAAAUUUAUUGCGUACCCAUACAACUGCUGUCAGUGCCAGGAUGCUUUACAAGUUGGCAAAUGAAAAGGAAUUCAAACCAACAAAACUCUUCAGUAUAGAUAGAGUUUUCCGUAAUGAAACUUUAGAUGCUACACAUUUAGCAGAGUUCCAUCAAGUUGAAGGUGUUAUUGCAGACUAUAACCUAAAUUUGGGCAAUUUAAUUGGCGUUAUAUCGGAGUUCUUUAAGAAACUAAACAUAACUCAACUCGAAUUCAAACCAGCUUAUAACCCCUACACAGAGCCGAGUAUGGAAAUAUUCUGUUUCCACCCAGGUCUUAAGAAAUGGAUUGAAAUUGGUAAUUCGGGGAUUUUCAGACCUGAAAUGUUGUUACCAAUGGGAUUGCCUGAAAAUGUUAAUGUAAUCGCUUGGGGAUUAUCGUUAGAAAGACCGACGAUGAUCAAAUAUGGUUUUAAUAAUAUUAGGGACUUGGUUGGACCUAGAGUUGAUUUGGAGAUGGUACAGAGAAAUCCAUUGUGUAGACUUGAUAAGUGAAACAUGCAUUUUUUUUAUUUUUAAAACGAAUAAAGAUCAAAUUUUA
Messenger RNA from Harmonia axyridis, 1666 nucleotides. RefSeq names its product phenylalanine--tRNA ligase alpha subunit (gene alpha-PheRS). Lineage: Eukaryota; Metazoa; Arthropoda; Insecta; Coleoptera; Coccinellidae. The transcript has a single exon. Gene Ontology annotation, biological process: phenylalanyl-tRNA aminoacylation. The coding region runs from base 139 to 1620 and encodes 493 amino acids. Gene Ontology annotation, cellular component: cytoplasm; cytosol; phenylalanine-tRNA ligase complex. Gene Ontology annotation, molecular function: tRNA binding; ATP binding; phenylalanine-tRNA ligase activity. The record is from RefSeq and is a predicted model, not a curated record.